GUUACUCGAUGGGUACUCAGCUGGAAUCGGAUAAUCAGAUACACUGACCCUGUAUAAUCAUUCUCGGUUUCUUGUCUCUCAUUGCUGUCAAGUGUAUUGUGGGUCCCCCAGCCUAUCAGGAUAGAUUUUCCAGAUGACUAUUCGCUUAGGCGUUGCGCUAUAUUACGUCCGGAACGACGCGACCGACCCUCAUCCAUACUUUCAUUGGGUCCUCGUGGCUACUGAAGCCACAUCUUGGCAAGCUUCGCUCUCCGCGACCUAUACCUUCGAGAUUAUUCGUACUUUCGAUGCCCCUGGUCUACCAGGACGUUGGCAAAGAAGCUUCAGAAAGUGCAACGGGGGGAACUCCAGGGCCUUUCGUGGCAUCGUGGAGUUUGCCCAAACAGAUCUUGAUAUGGACUCCGUCAGGAGGGUGAUCGAGUCUCAUUCCGCGACGGACGAAGGUUGGAGAAUUCAGGGACCAAAUGGGUGGUCUUGCGCAACUUGGGUCUUGUGUGUCAUGCUCACUUUGGAAGAGAUGGCGAUAUUUGAUCUUCCGGACAACCUCACGCCAGAGAUGUUGUACGACAGCAUUUUGGGAGAGGGCUAUAGAAUCGUUAUGGCGAACGUGCCAAGUAAUCCCAUACCUGUCGUCCAGCUUGCUGCUCGCUAGAAGUAUGUUACGCAGGGUCCUAUCUUGAUAUUAUCAAGUAGCUAUGCUGAUGGGAUAGCAUUGCUGUUUUUUCUUUAGAGUAGCGGAACGGGAGUUUUCCGCCUGAG
Molecule: messenger RNA, 759 nt
Organism: Guyanagaster necrorhizus
Lineage: Eukaryota; Fungi; Basidiomycota; Agaricomycetes; Agaricales; Physalacriaceae
Exons: 2
Coding region: 134-652 (172 amino acids)
Source: RefSeq, a predicted model, not a curated record